Theobroma cacao (cacao) is the source of this 1668-nucleotide messenger RNA. The record is from RefSeq and is a predicted model, not a curated record. Lineage: Eukaryota; Viridiplantae; Streptophyta; Magnoliopsida; Malvales; Malvaceae.
UCCAGCAACCUCAAAUGGAUACUGGUGUGGGGGGCAUUGUUUACAGUCUUUGCUACUAGGACUAAUGGCAUUGAUAUCUUUAUGGAUUGGAAUGUUUCUUUCAGCAAUAGUUUGAGUCCUUUGUCUAUUGACCAACAGGUUAUCACUAUCAAUGGGAUGUUUCCAGGGCCUCUGCUGAAUGCCACUACCAAUGAUGUUAUUCAUGUGAAUGUCUUCAACUUCCUGGAUGAACCGCUACUCUUUACAUGGAAUGGCAUACAACAAAGGCUAAAUUCAUGGCAGGAUGGGGUUUCUGGCACCAAUUGUCCAAUCAAACCCUCUACAAACUGGACUUAUGUGUUCCAAAUCAAGGAUCAGAUUGGCAGUUUUUCCUACUUCCCUUCCAUAAACUUCCAGAAAGCUUCUAGUGGAUAUGGACCAAUCCGAGUUAAUAAUCGGAAUGUUAUAGCUGUCCCUUUCCUCAAACCAGAAGCUAAAUUUGAUCUUCUGAUUGGUGAUUGGUAUGCUGGUGACUAUAAGUAUUUCAGGACAUUGUUGGGAACAGAGGUGAGUGCAUAUGAUGUCACCCCUGAUGCUAUUCUGAUGAAUGGGAAAGGCCCUUAUGGACAUCCAAUGUCAACGCCCUAUGAAUCCUUCACUGUUGAGAAAGGGAAGACAUACAGGUUCAGAAUAUCAAAUGUUGGAAAUACAUUGAGUUUCAAUUUCAGGAUUCAGAAUCAUACAAUGCUGUUGGUUGAAACAGAAGGGUCAUAUACCAAUCAGAUUUCCCUGAAUUCUCUUGAUGUUCAUGUUGGUCAAUCCUACUCAGUUCUUGUCACAGCUGAUCAAAAUGAUGCAGACUUUUACAUGGUAGCAAGUCCUAAAUUACUUGACACCAGCAUUAUAGGUCUAGGGGUGCUUCAUUAUUCCAAUUCCACCACACCAGCUAGUGGACCUGAUACUUUUGAUCUAGACUUCUCAGUGAAUCAAGCUAAAUCCAUUAGGUGGAACUUGACGGCUGGAGCUGCAAGGCCUAACCCACAAGGAACCUUCAAUGUAACAAAUGUGACACUGUCUCAAACCUUUAUCCUCCAAAGCACAAGGGCUGAAAUCAAUGGCGCACCACGCCUAGUUGUUAACAAUGUGUCUUAUUACACCUCCAAUACCCCAUUGAAACUUGCUGAUCACUUAACUAAUGGAUCAGGUGUCUAUACACUCUAUCAGUUUCCAAUUCAAUCUGUCAAUUCUGAAGCUGCAUAUGGAAUAUCUGUUGUUACUGGGAACCACAGGGGGUGGGUAGAACUUGUAUUCAAAAACGACAUAGAUGACAUGGAUUCUUGGAAUUUAGAUGGUUUUAGCUUCUUUGUAGUAGGGUUUGGCAGUGGAGAUUGGACACCAGAUUCGCGCAACACCUACAAUGUUAUUGAUCCUAUUGUCCGAUCCACUGCACAAGUUUAUCCAGGUGGAUGGACUGCAGAAUAUGCAUUCCUGGACAACCCUGGGAUGUGGAAUUUGAGGUCUCAGAACCUGAAGAAUUGGUAUUUGGGUCAGGAGCUUUAUAUCAGAGUCUAUGAUGCUGAUCCUAACCCGGCCAAGGAACGCCCUCCACCUGACAACCUCCUACUAUGCGGAAUUUUUUAUCAAUCUAAUGCUCCCGCACCAGCACCUGGACUGUUGACCGGAUUCUGA